Messenger RNA from Sphaeramia orbicularis (orbiculate cardinalfish), 3247 nucleotides. It is a transcript of the gene srbd1, whose product is annotated as S1 RNA binding domain 1. Gene Ontology annotation, biological process: nucleobase-containing compound metabolic process; translation. The record is from RefSeq and is a predicted model, not a curated record. Gene Ontology annotation, molecular function: structural constituent of ribosome; mRNA binding. Lineage: Eukaryota; Metazoa; Chordata; Actinopteri; Kurtiformes; Apogonidae.
GUUGCAGGAAGCCGGUGAAAGUGCAUCAUACUUCAGCUGUGAUAAGUACAACUACCCAGUACUCCUAAAUAAAACCAGUGUCUUCACGGCGUUACGAUGAGCCGAAGACUACGAACGGCUGCCAGGACUGUAACGUACCAGGAGUCAGACUCCGACAUGACCUUUUCUCAGUCAAUGAGCAGUGAUGAGGAUGGUGAAGAAUGGAGGCCACCAGAGUCAAAGUCAAAGGCUGCCAUUAAAACUGUUCCUGCUGCAAAACCACCAGUCAAGAGAACUGCAAAACCAAAGGAACCAAAACCACCCAGAGAGCCUAAGGAGCCUAAGUCAAAGACAUCUCAAAAACCUCCCACAAAACGGAAAUUACCAGCUUCUAAAAAUCAGGAUUCUGUGGCAUCUGGGUUGGCUGGAACAAAGAGGAGAAAAAAUGAUGACGGCAAAAAUGAUAAGGCCGACUAUGUAGAUUGGCCAGAGGAAGAGAGGACAGAUGAGGCUGGGCCAAGUGUCAGAAUGAAGGAGGAGAGGCUGUCAUUUAUUGUGUCAGAAGCCAGUCAGGCUGAAAGAUGGUCAGAUGAAGGGCCAUCUAUUGGUUUUACCGCAAAGAAAGAGGAGGUUGACAAAGAGGAUUUUACAUUUGAUGAUUCCUGUCUGAGGAAACAGAAGUGCAGUGGACAACCAAAUGCUUUGCGGUCAUCAGAAGCACAGGCUCUACGUAAUGAACUCAAUAUGAACUGGGACCUAAUAGAGCUGCUGUCAACCCUGACAGGCAUAGAACGAUGGGUGUGUGUAAAUAUUAUCACCCUGCUGCGUGAGGAAAACACAGUGCCCUUCAUGGUGCGAUAUCGCAAAGAGAUGAUUAACUACAUGGAUGCUGAUGCAGUCAGAGAUGUCCUGUUAAUAUAUGAGGACCUACGUUCUCUUGCUAAAAAAACCCAGUCUGUGAUUCAGACCUUGAAGAAGGAUGGUGUUCUGACAGUGGAGCUGGAGACCAACCUGAGGAACUGUAGAUCAGCUGAUGAGCUGGACCAUGUGUAUUCUCCUUACAAGAAAGGCAGCAAGCUGACAAAGGCACGCAGGGCCAAAGCACUGGGCCUUGAGGAAGCUGCCGGUAUUCUAAUGGAAGCUCCACACACACUGGAUUUAAGGACAUGGGUUAAACCUGAUACUGAGGGUCUGUCAACAGUUGAAGAGGUGGCUACAGGCAUUGAACAUAUCUUGGCUGAUAUGAUAUCCAAAGACCCUGAGACACUAACCUUUGUGAAAACUUUGUGUGAGAACAGCUAUGUAACCAUCCAGUCUGCUGUGUCAAAAUCGGCAGUGAAAGGGCAAGAGAAACCAACUCAAAGUGACAAAAAUCAAGGAGCCAAGCAGAGCAAAAAUAAUGACAUUGACAAAUUCUCCCUGUAUUUUGACUUCACUUGCAAUGUCCAGCGCAUCCAACCCCAUCAGACACUGGCUAUUAACCGAGGGGAGAGUCUGAAGAUUCUGACUGUAAAGGUGAACAUUCCUGACAGGGUGAAGAGUGACUUCACUAGGUGGUGCAUCAACAGCAGAUGGAAGCCGAAAACAUUUCUUAGAGAAGAGCUUCUUGCAAUGAUUAAGAACGCAAUCGAAGACUCCUUUAAAAGGCUUAUUCUGCCUUUCCUCACCAGGGGUUACAGGACAAAGCUGACAAACACAGCAGAGAAAGAGUCCAUUGCUAUGUUUGUCCGCAAUCUCCGCCAGCGUCUCUUGGUGUGUCCAGUCAGGGGUGUCAUCAUGGGAGUGGACCCAGGCUAUAAACACGGCUGUAAACUGGCUAUCCUCUCUCCCACUAGUCAAAUCCUCCACACUGAUGUUGUCUACCUGCACAACUCAGGGCGGCAAAGAGAAGCUGAGAAACUGCGCCACCUUCUGCACAAAUAUGGAUGCAGCAGGGUUGUGAUUGGCAACGGGACAGCAUGCAGGGAGACGGAGUCCUUCUUUUCUGAUCUCAUCUCCAGGCACUAUUUCCAUCCACUUGAAGUGACCUACUGCAUUACCAAUGAGGCAGGGGCUUCCAUCUACAGUGUGAGUCCUGAGGCAGUCAAAGAGAUGCCAGACAUGGACCCAAACCUUAGGAGUGCAGUGUCCAUUGGAAGGCGGGUCCAAGAUCCUUUGGCUGAGCUUGUCAAGAUCGAUCCUAAACAUAUAGGGAUUGGAACAUACCAGCAUGAUGUAUCGGCUUCAGCCCUGAAGGCGGCGCUGGAUGGGGUGGUUCAGGAGUGUGUGAGCUUUGUGGGGGUGGACAUCAACAUCUGCUCUGAGAUGCUGAUGAGGCAUGUAGCAGGGCUAAACGCUGGCAGAGCUCGAAGUAUUGCAGAGUGGAGGGAACAGAAUGGACCUUUCACCAACAGAGAGCAACUCAAACUGGUCAAAGGCAUGGGACCAAAGUCCUAUCAACAGUGUGCAGGCUUCAUUAGAAUCAAUCCUCAAACCUUUAACAGCAGUUCCAGAUCACCACCUCACCCAGGGUCUACAGUGCUAGCAAAACCAGCCGUGAAGAAGGGCAAAGGAAAGACUGGUGUCAGCGUAUCAGCCUCAGUUAACCCACUUGAUCAGACCUGUAUACACCCUGAAUCCUACCACGUGGCCCAGAGGUUUCUGUCCUUGGUCGGUGGUAGUGCAGACCAGAUUGGGACCCCAAGGCUGGUAGAGUGUGUGCAGAACAUGGUUAAGAAGAGCAGUAUAGAGGAGCUGGCUAGAACCAUGGACACCACCAAUGAGACCCUUAAGCUCAUCAUAGAUGGGCUCACACAGCCCCCAGGCUUCGACAUACGUCAAAAUUUUGGCCAAGCGGACUUUAAGCAGGGCAUUGUGUCGAUGAGUGAUCUGCGUGUGGGUGAUGUACUGACUGGCCGGGUGGACAACACUGCUCUCUUUGGGGCUUUUGUGGAUAUUGGUGUUGGCCGCGCAGGUCUGAUACACAAAAGUAGCAUCACACUGGACAAGUUGCCUCCUACCCAGCGGCGCCGCAGCCUAGUGCUAGGACCUGGUGAGCGAGUGGAAGUGCGGGUUCUAAAUGUGGAUGCACAGAGGGGGCGGAUUGGCCUUGACCUUAUCAGAGUCCUGCAUUAGUGUCAGCUACCUCAACAAUCACUUCAGCUGGAGUAUAUUUAAUCUUAUACAUCGUUUGAGCUACUUUUGCAAUGUAUGUAAUAUAAAAUAAUAAAUAUGUUGCGUCAUUGUAAUAAAGCAGCUCAAACCGAUUAAAAGUGUACUCUGAAUGCUU